CAUGCGCAGAGCGGACUAUGCGCGAGUCCUUUUCUCGGUGCGUGUGGAGCGAUUAGCAUCGUCAGAUCAGUCAACAUGCAGCUGUUUGUGCGUGCACAGGACCUACACACCCUUGAGGUGACCGGACAGGAGACUGUCCAGGACAUCAAGGCCCAUGUUCAGACACUGGAGGGUGUGUCUGUGGAGGACCAGGUGCUUCUGCUGGCUGGCACCCCUCUGGAAGAUGCUGCUUCUCUUGUAAGCUGUGGCAUUUCAGAGCACUGCACUCUGGAGGUGGUUGGCAGGCUUCUGGGAGGUAAGGUCCACGGUUCCCUGGCUCGUGCUGGUAAGGUACGAGGACAGACGCCAAAGGUGGACAAACAGGAGAAGAAGAAAAAGAAGACUGGCCGCGCUAAGCGCCGCAUCCAGUACAACCGUCGCUUUGUCAAUGUAGUGCCCACCUUCGGAAAGAAGAAGGGUCCUAAUGCCAACUCCUAAGUAGUUGUGGAGAUAACCUGUUCAUAAUAAAAUUUCUGGUUGAACAAUAUAAA
This is a messenger RNA of Trichomycterus rosablanca, 530 nucleotides long. RefSeq names its product FAU ubiquitin like and ribosomal protein S30 fusion a (gene faua). Gene Ontology annotation, cellular component: ribosome; cytosolic small ribosomal subunit. The transcript is spliced from 5 exons. The record is from RefSeq and is a predicted model, not a curated record. Gene Ontology annotation, biological process: translation. Bases 76 to 477 code for a protein of 133 amino acids. NCBI's taxonomy places the organism in Eukaryota, Metazoa, Chordata, Actinopteri, Siluriformes, Trichomycteridae. Gene Ontology annotation, molecular function: protein binding; structural constituent of ribosome.